AAUUAACUCAUUGUCAGUUGGAAUCUGGAACUCGUUGACAACGCAUUGCGAUGAAGCAUUAUAAUAUUUUACUCCUAAUUUUUAUUGCAUUGUGGCAACCUACAACGCAACAUUUUUUUUUAAAUAAAUUUUACAGAAACUAUCAAAGAGAACCGCGCAUUCAAAACGAAUUACACAGCGCGAAAUACAAAUAUGAGAUUAAAACAAUUGAUAUGCCAGUGGAUCACUUUAGUUUUUCAGUAUUAGAUACAUUUAAAUUACGGUAUCUUAUAAAUAACACUUGGCAAAAAACAGAUAAGGCACCAAUAUUCUUUUAUACUGGAAAUGAAGGUAAUAUAGAAACUUUUGCACAAAAUGUGGGUUUUAUGUGGGAGAUAGCACCAGAAUUUGGAGCUUUAUUAAUUUUUGCUGAACAUCGUUAUUAUGGAGAAUCUAUGCCUUAUAGCAAUAAUUCUAAUGUAAAUUUAAGUCACUUAGGAUAUUUAACAAGUGAACAAGCCCUUGCAGACUAUGUUGAUUUAAUUCAAUAUUUGAGAUCUAAACCAGGAUAUGAAAAUAGUCCUGUUAUAGUUUUUGGUGGUUCAUAUGGUGGUAUGCUUAGUGCAUGGAUACGCAUGAAAUAUCCUCAUAUUGUACAAGGAGCAAUUGCAUCUUCAGCUCCAAUACUUCAAUUUAGUGGAGUUACAGAUUGUGAAAAUUUUGUACGCAUAGUUACCUCAGAUUUUCAGAAAGCUCAUAAAAAUUGUCCAAAACUUAUUCGUAAAUCAUGGAAUACUAUUAUCAAUAUAACAUCAAGUGACAAAGGAAAAAUGUGGUUGUCAGAUAAUUGGAAAUUAUGUCAGCCACUAAAAAAUGAAAGUGAUGUCAAGCAAUUAAUAUCUUAUUUGGAAGAUAUUUAUACAAAUCUUGCUAUGGUAAAUUACCCAUACAAAGCUAAUUUUUUGGCACCAUUACCUGCUUAUCCUGUUAAUGCUGUAUGCAAACACUUAACAAAUGAGUCACUUAUAGAUACUGAAUUAUUAACAGCAAUAAAUAAAGCAAUCAAUAUAUUCACCAAUUAUACAAGUCAAACAAAAUGUUUAAAUUUAAAUGAUUCUACACCCCAAUUAGAUGCUAUUGAGUGGCCUUAUCAAGCUUGCACAGAAAUGGUAAUGCCAAUAUGUUCAGAUGGAGUGAAUGAUAUGUUUGAACCACAUUCAUGGAAUAUGGAUGAAUAUAGCAAAGACUGUAUGAAACAAUUUUCAGUAAAACCACAACCAAAUAUAGUAUGCAAGCGAUAUGGAUGUAAAGAUUUAUCAACUGCAACAAAUAUUGUUUUUAGUAAUGGUUUAAUGGAUCCAUGGUCUAGUGGUGGAGUAUUACGAAACUUAUCUUCUUCAGCAAUAGCAAUAAUAAUUCCAGAAAGUGCCCAUCAUCUUGAUUUAAGAAGUAGUAAUCCUAAUGAUCCAUAUAGUGUUAUUGUAACACGAAAAUAUCAUCGUUUCUUUAUCAAAAAAUGGAUUCAAGAAUACCAUAAUAAAAAUGAAAAUCAUUAA
Messenger RNA from Eufriesea mexicana, 1535 nucleotides. Its product is annotated as lysosomal Pro-X carboxypeptidase. The coding region runs from base 51 to 1535 and encodes 494 amino acids. The transcript has 7 exons. Lineage: Eukaryota; Metazoa; Arthropoda; Insecta; Hymenoptera; Apidae. Gene Ontology annotation, biological process: proteolysis. The record is from RefSeq and is a predicted model, not a curated record. Gene Ontology annotation, molecular function: dipeptidyl-peptidase activity; serine-type exopeptidase activity.